CGCACAGCGGCUGGCACCAUGAAGAUCUGGAGUUCGGAGCACGUCUUGGAACAUCCAUGGGAAAUGGUUACCACGGCUGCAAUGCAGAAAUACCCUAACCCCAUGAAUCCCCGUGUAGUGGGUGUUGACGUGCUAGACAGACAUGUGGAUCCCUCUAGAAAGCUGCACAGCCACAGACUCCUCAGCACAGAAUGGGGCCUGCCUUCCAGGGCGAGAACGAAAACGUAGGUGCAGGAGCACUCUGUGGUAGACCCGGUAAAGAAGACAAUGGAGCUCAAGUCCACCAACAUCUCAUUUACAAAUAUGGUCUCAGUAGACGAGAGGCUCACAUACAAGCAGCACCCUCAGGACCCAGAGAAAACUGUCCUGACCCAGGAAGCCAUCAUCACCGUGAAAGCGGUCAGCCUCAGCAGCUACCUUGAAGGACUCAUGGCAAGCAGCAUAUCUUCCAACGCUAACAAAGGCCGAGAAGCAAUGGAGUGGGUGAUCCAUAAACUGAACACCAAGAUUGAAGACUUGGCAGUAUCAGCAAGAGGAAGCAUACGGACGCCAAUGGCAGCGGCGGCAGCCUUGGUGGAAAAAAAUGACAAUGGAGAUUGGUGUGCAGCUACAGGGCCCGGGACUCUCCAAGCUGGCAUCAUAUUUAUUUGUUAUUUAAAAGAUACGGCUAUUUUAGGCAACCUGGUGCCUCCCGCCCCCCACUCCCGGAAGGUCACCAUAUUGAUGCCGAACUUAGUGUGGACACCCGAUCGGCAUAGCACACUGCAGCCCAGAAUUCCUGGACUCAAGCGAUCCUCCUGUCUCAGCCUCCCAAUUAGCUGGGACUACAGCUAA
Molecule: messenger RNA, 834 nt
Organism: Cricetulus griseus (Chinese hamster)
Lineage: Eukaryota; Metazoa; Chordata; Mammalia; Rodentia; Cricetidae
Source: RefSeq, a predicted model, not a curated record